AUGGCUGGCACAGUUCUCGUGUGUAUAGUAAACCAUGAUGUAUUGACUAUCCAGAAACUCCUUGAAAGAACUCGUGCCAGGCGAGAGAACCUGCAGAAGAAAAUGGCUGAGCGGCCCAAGAUGGGAGCGAGACCCCCCAUGCAGAACAAGAGGGUCAGAGAGCCUCUGUUAGAGACUGGCAACCAGGCACCUCUUCCAGGUGAAGAAGGAAAACCUGGGACAAAGCCAUCACCAUCAAAGAGGCUCUGCCCUGACAACAUGGAAGCUCAGACUUCCAGUUCAGAGAACAUACAGCCACUGCCUUCAAGUUCCACAAGCCCUCGUUCUCCUGAGACGACUGCAGAGCUGCACGUAGCUGCUUCUAACAGGUCUUCGUUGGUUCAGCCCCUUGAGAAAGGGAAAACAAACAUGGAGUCAGGAACUCCUGCAGCCCUUUCAGUCAAGACACGAAUGCAGAAGCUGGCAGAACAGCGGCGCUGCUGGGACACCGAGGAUCCCUCUGAAUGUGCUGCUCUGUCUCCCCUCCAGUCAAAAGAUCUGUCUGUUUCUCCACCUAAGCAGACAUCUAAUGCCCUGGCAAGUGAUACCCCUAUUGGGAGAAGGGGCCGUUUAGCUAACCUUGCUGCUACCAUUGGUUCCUGGGAAGAUGACCUAAGUCAUCCAUCUGCAAAGCAAAACAAUGCACAAGAACAGCCUGGCACUACUUGUUUAUCCAAAUUGUCCACUACAAGUGGAGCAUCUGCUAGAAUCAAUAGUAGCAGUGUAAAGCAGGAAGCUGCAUCCUGUUCUCAAAGGCUUGUUGAGGCUUCUAUUAAUAAACCAGCAAACUCAAAGAUAGAGGAUCCAAAGAGUCUUUUAACACAACCCUCAAGAGUCCCUGUUCCUCGUUCUAAAGAAUCUGAAGUGCGACAACCGCUGACGGAGAACCCCUGCAGCCCUCAGAAAGCCGAGAAGCGUGCACAGGCAGCAAAACCACCUUUGCCUCAACCAGUUCAGUCCAAAGAAGAGCCAGUCAAAGGAACACAUGUACAACUUGAACCUAAGGGGAAACCCACAACACCAGGGGGAUCAGGAAUUAAGCCCUUCCUGGAUCGCUUUGGGGAGCGCUGCCGGGAGCGCUGCCAAGAGCGCAGUGCACGGAGUCCUGCUGCGAAUACUGCGGGGUGCAGAACUCCCACUGUCACCCCAAACACCAGGACAAUCCAGGAGAGGCUUCUCAAACAGAAUGAAACUUCCUCUACUGCCAGUUUAGCUCUUCAGCUUAAGCAGGAGCGUGAACGAGAGCUCGCCUGCCUGCGUGGCCGCUUCGACAGGGGCAAUCUGUGGAGUGUGGACAAAAGUGAGAGUUCAAAGAGAAAACUUCCUGAAGCUAAAAUGGAAAGCCAAGCUCAGACUAGUCCUAAACGUCCUCCCAGUUCAGAUGCCACUGCUCUUGAAUCAGCAGAAGAGACACCAGCAUGUGAUAGGCCAGUGAAGUCUCCCAGCACAGAGUCUUCAGAUACUGCUAAAUCUGAAGAAAGUGAUAAACCCAGUCCUCUGAUGAACACUGAGCCCAAGAGCCCUGGGAAAGAGACAUCUGUCUCAAAACUUGAGCAACUUGCAGAGAAACCAAAAGAUGAAGUACAUGAAACUGAAACGAGUGUGGAUGAUGAGAUGAAUAGCUCUAAAGUGAUCAAUGAAAUUUUUGAGAUCCUUGAAGAGGAUGGUCCAGACAUAGAAAAGCUGAAGAAAGAAAUGAGCAUGAGCCUGGAAGGUGAAAGUGAUGAGGAGCAGGAAGAGUCGCUGAAUAUUUCAUCAAUGUCUCUGUUAACCCCUCUAGUGGAAUCUGUCGGUCCAGAGGCCUUCAUUUCUCCUUGUAAGUCAACUGGUGAAGGUAGCAGUAUCAGUGAUGUAAGCCUGAGCUCGGAGAAGUUCCAAAGGACCCAAGUGCCCAGGGCAGAAUCUGGAGACAGCAUCGGCUCUGUGUCCGAUGAGCGCAACCUUCCGUACAGUGUUGAUGCAUACCGGUCUCAGAGGUUCAAAGAAACUGAUCGCCCUUCCAUAAAGCAAAUCAUUGUUCGCAGAGAAGAUGUUGCUUCCAAACUGGAAAUGAAAAAGAAUGGCCCCUCUGAGCAAGUCAAUAUCAAAAAGAAAAUGCAGGAGCUGAAUAAUGAGAUCAACAUGCAGCAGACAGUGAUCCAUCAAGCCAGUCAAGCUCUGAACUGCUGCUUUGAUGAGGAGCAUGGAAAAGGGUCACAAGAAGAAGCAGAGGCAGAGAGACUUCUUCUCCUUGCAACUGAGAAGAGAACUGCUUUGUUGGAAGAACUGAAUAAGCUGAAGAGUGAGGGACCUCAGAGCAGAAGGAAUAAAGCUGCUUCUACACCCCCUGAAUUCGCUCCUUCCAGGGGCUCUGUUUCCAUUUCAGAGAUGCGUCUACCUCUAAAAGCAGACUUUGUAUGUGGUACAGUGCACAAGCCAGAAGCAGCAAAUUACUACUAUGUAAUAAUACUGAGAUCUGGAGCAGAAAACAUGGUUGCAACUCCAUUAGCAAGUACUGCCAGCUCCCUGAAUGGAGAUGCUCUUACUUUUGCUACAACAUUCACUAUGCAUGAUGUGUCAAAUGACUUUGAAGUAAAUAUAGAAGUUUACAGUUUGGUACAGAGAAAAGAAACUACAAGCACUGAUAAAAGGAAAAAGGCAAAUAAAUCUAAGGUGAUUACUCCAAAGAGAUUGUUAACAUCUAUUACCUCUAAAAGCACCCUUCUUACUCCAGCCAUGGCCAGCCCAGGUGGUCCUCAUGCUGCUCGCACUUCCAGCUUCAUCCUAGUUGGGUCUCUCAAGCUGUCCUUGUCUUCUGUAGGAAAUACCAAAUUUGCACUGAACAAGAUAAAUUUGGAAGGGGAGGAAAAAGAACUGUUGGGCUCUAUGUUCCAGGAGAAGGUUCCUUUUCUGUCUCCUCUGGAAGGUCAUAUAUAUCUGAAGUUAAAAUGUCAAGUAGACUCUUCUGUGGAGGAGAAAGGGUUCUUGACCAUGUUUGAGGAUGUCAGUGGAUUUGGAGCGUGGCACAGGCGCUGGUGUGUGCUGUCUGGGAAUUGUGUCUCUUACUGGACGUACCCAGAUGAUGAGAAACGAAAGCAUCCUCUGGGCCGCCUCAACCUGGCCAACUGCACCAAUCACCGCAUCGAACCUGCCAACAGGGAGUUCUGUGCCCGGCCCAACACCUUUGAGCUGAUAACCGUGAGGCCUCAGAGGGAGGACGACAGAGAGACCCUUGUCAGCCAAUGCAGAGACACUCUCUGUGUCACAAAGAACUGGCUGUCUGCUGACACCAAGGACGAGCGUAACCUUUGGAUGCAGAAGCUCAACCAAGUCCUCGUGGACCUUCGUAUGUGGCAGCCUGAUGCCUGCUACAAACCCAUUGGCAAGCCUUAAGCUCUGCAAGGGAAACACAAAGGAAACCUGUAUGCAACACCCCCCCAUGAACUACACCCCCAAAAAACCCCCACAAAAACCUCGGUGGAAACUGGGGGAAGUCCUCUUGGUCACUUAUGCUUUAAAUUUGAGAGAGUAUUUAACAGUCUAUAGGAUUAUUUUAUGCAGUAUUUUCUCUUUUCCUUUCAC
Molecule: messenger RNA, 3600 nt
Organism: Dryobates pubescens (Downy woodpecker)
Lineage: Eukaryota; Metazoa; Chordata; Aves; Piciformes; Picidae
Gene: ANLN
Product: anillin, actin binding protein
Exons: 25
Coding region: 1-3411 (1136 amino acids)
Biological process (GO): mitotic cytokinesis; actomyosin contractile ring assembly; septin ring organization
Cellular component (GO): actomyosin contractile ring
Source: RefSeq, a predicted model, not a curated record